UUCGUUAGAAGUGCAAAAUGGAUUGAUCAUUUUGAUGGAUUGCUCCUUGUGACGCUCGGUUUUGUUUUUCCAUGUGAAACUAGUUACGUUCCUUUCGUCGACUACAGCGGUUCGUCGAUCUGAGAGCGGCGUGAUUGAAAACGUAUACAUAUCAGCGCUUUCUCUCGUUGGUCAGAGAUUGUAUGUUAUUUAAGAUAUUACGGUAAGAAACAAACAAAAAUGCACCUGUCAGCGAUUUUUCUUUUUGUACUUUCGUGUACUGGUGCAAUAUACGGAUAUAGCAAGUUGAGGCGUCAGAUUCCAAAUGGUUACAAGGUGCCACACCCGUGUACACCAGGCACCACCUGGCACGCCGUUGGACACAUGGCGCCCGAGUAUGACCCUACCAAGAACGCGUUUGGAAAGGACGUACAUGAGGUGCUGGAGGACAGUCAACUGGAAUGGGCCAAGGUCUGCAGCCAGGACUCGGACGGAGACGGCCUCACAAACGGACAGGAGCUCGGAGACCCCAGCUGUAUGUGGAAAGUCAGCGAUGGGUUGCAGGGGCUGGCGGACCCUACGGGGCAUCCAGGCAUUUGUGAACCGGGUCGUAAGCAAUGCACGAGUGGCAUCACCUUCAAUGAGUGCCCGAACCCCUUCGCGUCUGGCUCCAGCGAGCCAAGCAUCUCCGUGCCACAAUGGCCAUAAGGGAACUUUGUGAAAUUACAACAGUCGCAUUUGCUAAAUCUCAAUAAAUCUGUAUCAAAGCGUG
Molecule: messenger RNA, 751 nt
Organism: Dreissena polymorpha
Lineage: Eukaryota; Metazoa; Mollusca; Bivalvia; Myida; Dreissenidae
Product: temptin-like
Exons: 3
Coding region: 220-687 (155 amino acids)
Source: RefSeq, a predicted model, not a curated record